Cannabis sativa is the source of this 1116-nucleotide messenger RNA. Its product is annotated as protein FAR1-RELATED SEQUENCE 5-like. The coding region runs from base 1 to 1116 and encodes 371 amino acids. The record is from RefSeq and is a predicted model, not a curated record. Gene Ontology annotation, molecular function: zinc ion binding. The transcript has a single exon. NCBI's taxonomy places the organism in Eukaryota, Viridiplantae, Streptophyta, Magnoliopsida, Rosales, Cannabaceae.
AUGGCUGGAUCAAGGACAACUCAAAGAUCAGAGUCAACUAAUUCAUAUUUGAACCAAUUCUUGUCAAGUAAACUCAAGCUAAGAGACUUUAUUGGUCAAAUUGAUAAUGCAUUACAAAAGAUACGACACAAUGAGCUUGAAGAUGACUUCAAAAGCAACCACUCAUCACCCCAUAUUCCACGGGACGUGUUGAGUGUGUACCAUGAACAAUUUGCAACGUACUACACAAGGAAUAUGUACGAUAAGGUGGCGGAGCAAAUAAAAGACAGUCUAUUUUACAAAGCAAAGGAAAUUGAUAGAACCACUGACUCUCGAGAAUUUUAUUUGGAAAGAUUUCCUACUGGUUUGGUACGUCACUCGGUGACCUUGAAUGAAAUAAACAACCACAUGAAGUGCACUUGUUUGCUUUUCGAGACAGAUGGGAUAGCGUGUAGGCACUUGUUCGCUGUCAUGAAAAAUGAAAAUAUUCAACUAAUUCCUCCGUCACUAAUAAAGGACCGUUGGAGAAAGGAUGCAAAGACAAGAAUAAAUCUAAAUGUCACUCCCCAUUUAAGGGUGCCCACAGAUGUAUUGCAAACCACAAGAUGGGGAACUUUGACGUCCGCAUUCAAUUGUAUGGCCCAAUAUGCAACAAAACACGAGGACACUUACGAGGAUGCGAAAAAAGAAAUAAUAGCAUUGACAUCCAAAUUCAAAAAUUUGUGUCAACAACGUCAAAUUAUUAUUAAUGAUGAUGAAAUAACUACCACAAGAGGGGAAUACAUACAACGGAGAAUUGUACAAGACCCAGUUAUAGUUAAGACAAAAGGUCGUGAGGCAAAAAAAGGCAAAGCAAAAGAAAAUGACAACACUAUUGAAGAAGAUUUUUCGAGGAAGCAAAAAAGGUGUCGCCUUUGCAAUCAAUUGGGCCAACAACAGGUCAACUUGUUCAUACAAAGAAGACCCUUUGAAAAACACAGAAGAUACAUCCCUUCAUGUUUAGCGAGCCCCAACCAAUCGAUACUAACAACUUUUACAACAAUAAGGUUGAUCGAAACAAUUAGGAGGCUCAAUUCACACACAACAACGACUCAAGCACAUUCCCAACCUACAACCAUUUUAUAUGUGCUGUUAUAA